CGACUUAAGAGUUUACUUUGUUUGGGUGACUUGCAGUGUACUGUAAUACAUUUUUUCCAAGCGAUUACAGACCAGGCUGGUUUGUCCGUGUAGAUCAGACUAGUUUAUAAGGAACGAAAAGCAUUUUAAUUCAUACAAUAAUAUCUUUUAGCACUAAUUACAUUAAUUUUGCUGUUUGUUUGUUGCUUUAAAACAAUUUGUGAACAGCAGCUGGUCACGAUUUUAUUUCUAAAAGUAUCUGACGCCUUCAUUCCUUCUCCUCCCGUCUUUGUCCUUCUCCUCAUGAUCUCUGAGUAUACCCUCGGUGGCUUGUUGGUGGUUGGUGCAAUGAUGAGGAAUGUUGUUGUUGUGACUUAGAGGGAUUCAUGGUGGCUCAGACAGUAGCACACACACCCAAGUAUGUGCACACAUGUGAGCAGUCGCAGCAAAGACAGAUGUGUGGCAGAUUACUUAGUAGAGACUUUGGAAAAAUCUCCACAAUAGGUGCACUGCAGGUAGACUGUCAAUUUCUGUCUGGCUAAAGAACGUGUCACUGUGAUUAUGGCAGAUAAGGAAGUCGUAAGAUCACGUUGCUCUCUCGGCGUCGAGUCGCAUACGUGCAUACAUUCAGGUGCAAAUUACUCUGCAUUUAUAUGUGCUUCCUAUCAUUUAGAAUCUGCCCUACAGAAAGGAUGUGCCUGGCUGAAUGUGCGCUGACAGGUUAAGCCUUUAUUACACGAGGGCUUCUCUGUAUGCUUCUGGUGAUACAACCACAUUUCAUCCUCUCUGAGGAAGUUUGACACAGUUUUGCCCGAGCAUGACACACUUUAAGCUAAGCUAAAAAUAAGAAAUGCCCUUAGCAAAGUAAUACACCAGUAAUAAAUGAGGUUUUAACCUGACUUGAUACAUGUUUCUUCCUGUUCUUAUUUUCAGGCUUCUGUUUUAGACAUCACACGAUAGCAGCAGUGCCUAUUUUAUCAGAGCUACACAGCAGCGCUAGUAUGUGGGAUGACUGAUGUGUCAAAGCUGCUGUUUGUGCUGCCAGUAAUAAGGGUCUAGAUAUUUCAUUAUUGUUCUGUCCGGAGGUACACAUGUCAACACAAGCUUCUACUUGUUUCUCUUGACAGCCAUGACUUCUUAGGCCUCUUCAUCUCCGACAGCGUGUCAGAUGGCUGUAACAUUUAUAACGCUGCCGUCCCACUAGUCUGAUUCUCUCGCUCGGGCUUUUUCUAGCAACCUUUGCCUCAGUCUAGCAGAGAAGGGGCCCCGGUAAUAUUCGGUCAAUGCAAGCAUGAGACAUUGCAUGACGUGGUCACUGGUGAUUAGGGCAGAAGAUAAAAUUGGUGACUGGUAAUGUGUCUUUGCAUAAAAUACACAGAUAACGCAGCCAAAUAUAGGUGCUUAGCGUGGGAUUAGUAGUGGAACACAUGAUUAGAUGCCUUAGUGUUUGUCCAGGAAUGAAAAUUUUGUUCUGCAAAUAUUUAAAUGAAAAAUAUAGCAGACAGUUGCAGAGUUGUGACCUUAAAAGGAAAUAAUGAGGAGAGAAAUUUCAGACUGACAGUUUGUGCUACUUUUCAGGGGAAAAAAAGAUUUAGCAAUAUUGCUGUGGUCUUAUUGGGCAAAAUCACACAGUCACGGCAACACUUCCUGAUCAUCGGCUGAAACAAAUUAAAGUAUGCAUUUUUUUGUUGUAGGUGUAAUGCACCUAGGUUAAGCAGUGCUUCUGUAUAAUUUGGGGAUUCAGUAACUUCUUAAAUAGGGUCUUAUUAAGUAGUGAGUAAGGGUAUAAGUUCAAAAUAUCCUGGAUUUUACACUUUCUGAACACCCAGAGGAAUCAACACUGCAGUUCUAAAGGAUAUUUUUCCAUAUACCCACCCAGAAUCUUCCACGAUUGCUCAGUCAGAUUGAGAUCCGGUGACUGCAAAGGUCAGAGCAUAUGAUUCUCUUGUUUUGAAACUUGUGAAUUGUUCACUUGUUAUCUUACUUUACUUUUGGCUAUUUGCAAUCGUCUUAGUGCGUUUCAGUAGAAAUUAGCCCCUGUCUCUCUGUGUACUGACACAGACGACAUAAACGCGAGCCAGCGAGCCACUCUAUAAACCAUAAGGCCCGCCAUUAUCCUCACUGUCUGUUGAUUUCACAACAUCCUUACACACACAUGUGCGCACAAAGAUGCAGUGUUGCCCACAAUCAGAUAUUCACCACAGUUUAAGAAUGCCCAGUGUCGAGUCGGAUAGAGGUUUGUGUGUUUACACAGGUUCUCGCUUAUGUAUGUUGUCAGCGUGUGUGUGUGUUUAGCGCUGUCCAUGUGUGCCACACAAGAGCUCUCAUUGUCUCCAGAGGUUUGCUCCUCUAGAGAAUCAAUAGGCAUUGUUAGUUUUGCGUUUCUAGCCAAAGAGUUACUUUCAGGAAACCUUAAUCAAAUACAUAACUUGAUGCGACUAAUAAAUAAGACAAGUUAAUGACUUUAUGAUGCGGACGAGCAUGCCAAUGAAGUUGAUAAGAGUAACAGAUGUGGCACAGCUCAAAACAGCAAUGUUAUAUUUGCACAGCUCUCUGUCCAUGUGAUCUGUACUCACAUUAAACCAAACUAAUAAAUGAAGUGUAAGUAAAUAGUGUGUCCUGUAUACACUUGCACGAAUCUUUUUGGAUACCUUACUGAAUGCAGUCUCUCAACCAACUGAGAUCUGAGCAGCAUCAUUUAGCCUCUACAUUUGUGCAUCAAUGCAGAAAAGAUAAAGAAAGUAUCAAUAUGUGUCCAGAUAUGCACCGGUGUGUAAGCAUGUGUAAAGGUCAACGAGGGCAGUAUUGGCAUGCUAGCUUCUGAGCAGCAAGUCCAGAGGUGUUGUGUUUCGUACAGCGUGACGACCUGUAUCAGCACACUGUCACCCUGACACCACCUCUGGCAAAAUGCGGAAACCACUCCCUGCGCUGAACAGCAGCGAACCAAAAGGGAUGACUGCGUCUUUCUCCGCUGUCACAGUCGAAAAUAGAAGCUCCGCCUCGAAGCUGUGGUUUGCUAAUUAGGUAGCCAUACCAGAUGGUGCAAUAUAACCAGUAGCAUACGUGCAUUUUCUUGAGAUUAAUCUCUGUUAAUACUGCGCUAGUUAUUCCAUUUUAUGCGUCUAUGCAAUAAAGAGCCUUAAGUAUUUCGUGGCCAUGAAGUCAAGCCACGUUUAUCUAAACUAAUAAUGUGUCGCUCAUUUUUUCAGGAAGUCUUAUCAUAACUGUGAGCCACACCUUAUUUCUUGUUUUCUCGGCCCUGCUGAGUUUUCCAGUUGCAAUAAGGACUCCAAAAUCCCAAAACCAGCUGCCAGAUUAGCAUGUGUCUUUGGUAGAUUCCACUUUUCAGUCAGCUGAGGCAUGUUUUCAUGCACGACUGCCAUUCAGCACCAUUCACCAUGCACGUCAGUGUCAGGUUUUAUGAUUUGUAGGGGCUUUCGGCAUAGGGUGAAUAUUGACAGUUUGUUCUGUUUUUUCAUAGCGAGAACAGAUUUGUUUCAUGGCUCAAAAGGAAGAGAAAGUAAAAGAUGUGGAGGCUUGAUUUUCAAAACUGUUUAUGCCAUAAAAGUGUAUGCUGUUGUCACAGGACCGAUUCUUCUUCCGCUUCCUCUUCUUGCCGGCCCAAAGUCUUACUACCACGUGUCCUAAAAGAGCAAUAGGAAGAAUGUCUUGCUUGCGCUCUCUCGCUGUCUCCCCUUCCACCACUCUGAUCGACCUUGCACCAGCUUACAAGACCUUGGAGUCUAAGGGACGGCUGCCGAGGAUGCUGAACGAGAACAUAGGCCAGAUAAUCACACCGAGGGCACGAAGGCAGAGACGUGGGUGGAGUUGAGGUGGCCGAAACAAUAGGAAGGAAAUCACAGAUCCACCUGUUCAAAUUAUAUUACUGUUAGAAAUUUUGUGGAAAGAGCAGAGAAGAAGAUAAUGUUAAACACUCGCUGAUUUGAAAUGGAUACUCGAAGAGCACUGACAGUUAAAGUGGAAUUAGAUAGAGGGAGUGGCACACCAACAGAAAAAAACUGUAGAGAUGAGGAAAUCAAUAAGGGAAGGAGGCCCUUGUCCAGACAUGAUGGAUCAUAAUGAGGAUUCAUUAUAACUCUGGCUCGUCUUACACCAUAUGACAUUGUUUCUCCCUCACAGCUGUGUUCUCAUCUGACCAAAACCACAGAAACUGAUUAGGCAAGCCGACAGACUCAGGGGGCUGUCAGCUUUUAAUGCAUCAAGUCGUCACACCCUCGCAUUUGAUUGAAGACAGUUCCAGGUGCCUUUAGUUAAAAAAAAAAAAAAAAGAAUUAGAUGUCUCUGUUCCACCUCAUUAGUGUCCAGACAACAUGGUUCAGUUGAACCCCACAAAGUGUACUUGGUAGUAAAAGUGUGUCACUAAAUGCCUCAUCAGACUCAAUUGUAAUAGGUACAUGUAAGAUCAACAUUUAGUGAUAAUAACAGACCAUUCAUGAACACACAUAAAGAUUACUCUCGACUGACUUGACAUUUAUGUAGCAGUGUGCGCAAGUUGAUGAAUGACUUCACGUGAAUGUGAGUUCAUGGGAACAGAAAUGUGGCCCGAGUCACACAAACAAAAGUAUGACAUGCAGCAUGCUGGAAGAGUUGCACUCUGACGAAGAUAUUCAAUCUAAGUUCUGUUACUCAAAAAUGUUUUUUGGCAUAAAAGAGUUUUUAAACCGGCAGGAAAACUAUUGCUUCUUGUGCAACAUUUGCUAAGAUAAGAGAGGUGUGCAGAUCGAUCCAAAUAUCGUUAGUAUUCAUACCAACGCUGGUGUUGGUAUCAGAGUGAUACUUUGUUUCUAACCUCUCAAUAUGUAGCCCACUGAAUUGUGUCACAUCACAUUUAAACAACAGAAGUUGAUCCAAAGUGCUUCAGAUACAGGCACAUUUACAUUCCAGGUCUAAAGAAAAAUAGUUUUAAAAUAGAUGAAAAAGCUGAAAAGUGUGCUUUGUUGUAUCAACUAAUUACUGUGGAAAGUAAAAAAUCAUAACGAUUUAGGGGUCAUUAAAAUAUGCUGAAAUUAUUAAAAUAUGAAUAGAUGAUGAUUCAGCUCAUAAAUCACGACACACUGCUUUCCACUACAUAAACUCCCGCUGUAGGUUAUCGUUACUGGUAUCGGCAAUACUGGCCGUGUAUAUGUAUUCCUUUGGUAUCGGAUCGAUCCAAAAACUGACACAGCACUAGUUAUAGUGAAGAGACAGAUGUUUUAUGUUUGUGUUUCAUUGUAAAGUUAAUUAAUUUUGAUCUCCAUAUAGCACGUGAUAUGAAAGAUAAUUGUCUGGGUAUGUGUGUAGUCGUCGAGUAUGGUCGUUGCAGGAUUUGCGUUCCGAAUACACGCCAAAGGUCAUUUCUAAUGCUACAUUGCUACAUUUGCUAUCAUAAGGGUCAUCCAAGGUGAAACUGAAAUGUUUUGUCAUUCUCUCUCUCUCUCUCUCUCUUUCUCUAAAUACACUGUUUAUCCAUGUUGCUGGCUCAUCAUGGGCUGCGCUGCGCUGCUGCAGGGCUCUGAUAUAGUGUGUUGCAGUGUUGUAAAGUUAGCAGUGGUUGGUUGGUGGCAUUGCUGAGGGUGCACAUGCUUUUCUGGGGAAAGCGAUUUCACUACACAGGGUGUGGUGACUUACUCUGGCUUAGCGAUAAGGGCAGGAUGGGCCCCUGGGAUCCCAAUCAUGCAGAUUCCCCCAACAGACCCCAUACAAUGGAUUCACCAAAAAUAGAAACCACUGGCAGCAAUGCAAAAUUUAAACAAACAAUCAAAACAAACGCAAAGCAAAAAACGACUCAUUUAAAUGUAUAAACUCAUUUAAAAGUGAUAAAUGGGAAAAUUCUGACAGUGAAAUAAUAACCAGGCUGUUUCGUUCAAUCGUGUUCUGCACAAUUACUGCGUGCGAGCUUGCAUUUGUGCGAGACCUUUGCAAUAUGCAUUGCCUUACUGCAACGGUGGUAUUUCCUAUUUAAAAAUAAAACGACAUUAUCUCUGGAGUCCAUGAAUUUUAUUGUUUUGAUAAGGAAACAGGUUAUCUUGUGAGGCAGAAACAGUUCAGCCUGUGUGUCUUUCAACAGCAAGCGGGCAGGUCAGCCUCCUGUUCGCUCCUCCCCCUUGCUCUCACCUGGCGCUCGGCCCAGAAUGUUGCUGCAACUCCGCAAGCUCUCAUUGGCCACCGCUCUCACAAGGCUUCGCAAGAAAGGAAAUGACUAAACUCUUCUCCCUCAUGCCCAGCCUCAACUUCCCCCUUGCUUUCACUCUCUUCCUUUCUUUCACCUCUAAACACAUUUGCAAUGGCCGGCUUUGCUGUACUGGACUAGGAAGUGCCUUCCCUGAUGUCUGCUGCAGCUUUGACCUGCUUCUACAGCUGAAGCUCCACCCUCCCCCCUGCCUCGCUCGCUUGCUGCCACAGCAACACGAGUACAAGGACAGCAGCCACACCCUCCUCGCAGCCUUCGCUCCGACCCCAUCCACUGUACCAUCAUCAUCCACUCCACGCAGCCUGACUCCAAACUCCGCUCUCCUCACUGUAAGACGGCCCUGCUGCCAGCAACUAUCCACCAGCUGACCAGCCUUACCACAGCAGCCCAACACACCACCAGGCCCACACAGCAUCACCUUGCCUUUCACCUUCGCCUUCAACCCUCUAAAGCCUCCACUUAGUCCUCAGUGUCCUUAACCUUCUUGUAGCAGGCUACACCUAGACUGUCACCUUUGUUGCCUGCUUCACUGCACCUAACCAGAGGGCUCUCAGUUCGGCUGUCACCUUCGCCUGGGAAUGUUAUAGAUGACGCAGUUCAGUAAGCAAUAACAAGUGAGAGAGAGAAGUCUAACCAAGAGAGGCAGCUUGACUGUUAAGCUAAGUAGUCUCCCCUGGAUAUAAUAACUCUAUCAGCCGCUGUCUGAUCAAGAAUAGGACCUGCUUACAUCCACAGCCAUCCUGCAACAUUUUACUUUGGAGAAGGAGCCCAGUCAAUCAGUAGGAACUUUUCUUUUUGAGUGUUUCAUUUCAUCUUCACAGACAAGUAUCCCAGACAGUGACAACACUGAUAAGUAAACAGAAAAAGAAAAAGAUUGUGGAUAACAACACUAUAGGUACUUAAUUUGAACAGAUUUCGAAGAGUUUUCGAACAGAUCUCCGCUCGGAAUACUUUUUUCUGCCGGCGUCUUGAGAUGGCAAUGAACAUAACACACAUCCGUGACACAAAGUGGCUGACACUGGAAGUAUGUCGGGAGUUCCAGAGGGGCACCUGCUCACGCUCCGACCAGGAGUGCAAGUUCGCUCACCCAGCCAAGAGCUGCCAGGUGGACAACGGACGGGUCAUCGCUUGCUUCGACUCGCUCAAGAUGAUCCCGAGCUGCUUCAGCAAUGUGAGAUCUGGGCUCCGGGGAGGCCAGGGCCGUUGUUCCAGGGAGAAUUGCAAGUACCUGCACCCUCCUCCCCAUCUAAAGACCCAACUGGAGAUCAAUGGCAGGAACAAUCUGAUCCAGCAGAAGAAUAUGGCCAUGCUCGCCCAACAGAUGCAGCUCGCCAAUGCCAUGAUGCCUGGCACGCAGCUACCACCUAUGGUGAGAGGACACACACGUAUGAACACACCACAGCUACUGCCCACGCCGAUGUUCUCGGUGACACCAGGCCUGGCCACCAAUGCAAGCGCAGCAGCAGCUGCAGCUGCAGCCUUUAAUCCCUACUUAAGCCCUGUGUCACCAAGCCUGAUGCCUCCAGAGAUCCUGCCCAGCACCCCUGUCCUCAUGGCCUCCAGCCCUGCAGUCAGCCAAGUCCCCAACGCUGCCGCUGCAGCCCAGAAACUGCUGAGAACAGACAGACUUGAGGUCUGUCGGGAGUAUCAAAGGGGCAACUGCUCUCGGGGGGAGAACGACUGUCGCUUCGCUCACCCCGCAGACAGCACUAUGAUCGACACCAACGACAACACCGUCACUGUAUGCAUGGACUACAUCAAGGGUCGGUGCUCCCGAGAAAAGUGCAAGUACUUCCACCCGCCGGCUCACCUGCAGGCCAAAAUAAAGGCUGCCCAGCACCAGGUGAACCAGGCCACAGCCGCCGCAGCCAUGACUCAGUCGGCUGUCAAAUCACUGAAGCGACCCCUCGACGCAACCUUUGACCUGGGCAUCGCCCCUAGUGUCAUGGCUCCCCUGCCAAAGCGGGCAGCCCUGGAGAAGGCCAACGGGGCCUCUGCCGUGUUUAACACCGGCAUGCUCCAGUACCAACAGGCCCUGGCCAGCAUGCAGUUUCAGCAGCAGGCUGCUUUCCUCCCAUCAGGCUCAAUAUUGUGCAUGACACCUGCAGCCAGCGUUGUUCCCAUGAUGCACGGUGGUACUCCAGCCACUGUGUCUGCAGCCACCACAUCUGCCACAAGCGUUCCCUUCGCAACUGCCUCCACCAAUCAGGACUCUUCCUUAUCAAAGUUGACUUCCAACGAAUACAUGCAAUUGAUUCCAAUAAUAUCUGCAGAUCAUCUGAGUAGUCACAAGUACUUGACUCAGAUGUAGUUCCUCUCAAGAACAAUCAAAUGAAUGUGUGCUGGCACCGUCCAAGCCAAAAAAAAAGAGUUCAGCCUUUAUGUACAUAACCUUCAGAAUGUCAAGCAGUGGGACAAGGAGGGUCUGCCACGUCUCAUCACACGUGAAAACAUCAAGGGUACAACACAUGAUCUGUGCCAUCUUCCCACAUAUCAAUGUCAAGAAGAAUUUGCUGUCAAAUUCAACAUCCAGCUGAGAGAAGAGCAUAUCUUGUUGCCAGGGUCGGCGUGUCUCUCUCCCCCCCUCGGCGGGGGAAACGUUCACAUGAUACCUCUGUGUCGGAUUGAAUCAUAGCACUCAGUUUCUUCUAGUUAUUAUUAUUAUUACCGCAUGCACAGAAGGUCAACAGCGUUGUUACAUGAGACGACAUCAAGUGCUGGUACAAUAGUAGACCAAGAUUUCCUUUCCUUUUUUAUUUGUUCUGCUUUAUUAUUAUUAUUAUUUUUCAUUUUUUUAAUUGAUAGCCAUAUUUCAGCGUUUACAAGAGUAAUGCAAACAUGCACCUUGAAUUUGAAUUGAAAUCUGAAAGGCACAAUGAUUUUAACAGGAUUUUAUUCGCCAAAUGAAUUAGGCAUGUACAGUAUUGUGUUUUUACAGCUACUAGUGAAACUAGAUGUUGACAUGAGGGUCUUGGACAUAUGAAUGUUCUGGGUAAACCAACAUACCUGUGUACCUUGAAAGCACAGCCAGGCUAGCUUUUCUCACCUCGUUAUGUGCUAUAAAGGCCAUACAGCUAAAACCAGAGUGUUAUCUCAGCAGUGUUAUUUGUUUACCGAAGGUAAAAGUUUUGUAUGGCUUUUUUUUUUCUUUUUUUGUAUUGUUUUGUUUUUAAAAAUCUCCAUUGUGAGUGUUUUUUAACCUUUUCUUUUCUCAAAUUAAUCAGUUUUAGAAGUGGGUUUCUUGCCAAAUCAAUUUGUUUGGUAUUUGAUGUUUUUUUUGUUCCUUUUUGUUUGUUUAGAAUCAGUAAUGGAGGGUUUUUCUAAAGUUUGUCAUAACUCUUUUUCAUAGACUAGUGUUGUUUUUCCUUCUUGGAAUUAAGUCGCUGGACAAGUCCAUUGACUCUAAAGCCUGGCAAAGUAGAGGGUGUAGCUUCAAUUGACAUUGCGUUACCGUGUUUCCCCCUCUUGUAAAGAGGAGCAGCUCUUAAACUGUGUCUCCCAAGAAGCACUGUUGAGCCAUGUGUGGAUGCGAACUUUAAACAACAAGCCCAAAGGUCUAGUAGGUCAUUUAAACCACAUGUGCACUUGAACGAUUAUUUGUCUAGUCGCCAUAUUUUAAUUUCACAUCCCAUCCCAAGUGAACUUGCAUUUUUGAUUUUCUGAGGAAGUACAACACGUUCAAACGUUUGCCUUGUAUCUCAUGCAAAAACACAAAGGUUUUCAUCCACGCAUAGAUCUGACUAUGGAAACCAAAGCACAGUUUGUUUUUUUUCUCUCAAACUUAUCCACAGUGGGUGAAUACAGAGACAUCUCUGCAGAGGCUGAAACAAUUAAGGAAAAAGGUUUAUCAUCUUUCAUUCAUGUGUCUUGAUUUAUGUUUUUCACAGCAGCGUGUCUUUACCGAUUGUAAUGUACCUAACAAAGCCUUAGAUUACAGUUAAUGGGUCCUCGCCCAAUCAAAUGUACUCUCAAUCACCGUGCAGGUAAAGAACACCAAUGAUGUUUUAUAGUUCUCUCACAUGCCGCUUAUGAUCUUUUUUUUCUCUCUCUCGCUCUGUAACAAUAACAAUUACUCUCUUAAAUUUCAUUGAACUUAUGUGUUAUGUACUACUUAAGAAUUUGAAUCUAUUUGAUGUAUGUAGUUUUAGAUUAUUUUUCUUUUUUUUUGUUGUUUUGUUUUUGCCUUACUAUAUAUUACUUGACAACAUUGAUAUAGCCGUUGUAGAUGUUGAGGUAGAAUGACAUUCAUAACUUUUUUCAAACCAUAUAAAUGAUAAUGUGUUAGUUUUAAAUAUUCACUUCAUUCAUAUAGCUGGAUGUCUUUUUCAGUUGUGUUACAUUGUCAGUUAAUUUUUUGUUGUUGUUGUUGAUGAGAAGACUUUUUGAUACGAGGAACGAGAUCAAUUGAUUUGCUGCACGGCAGCGGUCUCUGAGUUUAACAAGAAAAAAACAACAAAAAAAUCAAACACACACACACACACACACAAAAAC
This is a messenger RNA of Haplochromis burtoni (Burton's mouthbrooder), 10660 nucleotides long. RefSeq names its product muscleblind-like splicing regulator 1 (gene mbnl1). The record is from RefSeq and is a predicted model, not a curated record. Bases 7143 to 8480 code for a protein of 445 amino acids. The transcript is spliced from 13 exons. Gene Ontology annotation, molecular function: metal ion binding. Lineage: Eukaryota; Metazoa; Chordata; Actinopteri; Cichliformes; Cichlidae.